UGAUUGCCCCCUUUUUGGUUUAACAACGCCCUAUACACUUAUACACAGACAACGAUGCUCAGAAACAUUGCCAGAAGAUCCUUCUCCUCCACUGCUGCUAACCCAUACAAGGUGACCGUUCUCGGUGCUGCCGGUGGUAUUGGUCAGCCAUUGUCGCUCUUGUUGAAGCUCAACCACAGAGUCACUGGCCUCAACUUGUACGAUCUUAAGGGUGCCAAGGGUGUUGCUGCGGACGUGUCCCACGUCCCAACCAACUCUGUUGUCCAAGGUUUCACUCCAGACGAGGAAGGUGGCUUGGAGAAGGCGUUGACCGGUGCCGACGUUGUCUUGAUCCCAGCUGGUGUUCCAAGAAAGCCAGGUAUGACCCGUGAUGACUUGUUCAACAUCAACGCUGGUAUCGUCAGAGACUUGGCCUCCGCCAUUGCUGACCACGCCCCAAACGCCGCUGUCUUGGUCAUCUCCAACCCAGUCAACUCCACCGUGCCAAUUGUCCGUGAGGUGCUCAAGGCCAAGGGUGUCUACAACAAGAAGAAGUUGUUCGGUGUCACCACCUUGGACGUUUUGCGUUCUUCCCGUUUCCUCUCCGAGGUUGUCAACACUGACCCAACCACCGAGAAGGUCACCGUUGUCGGUGGUCACUCCGGUUUGACCAUUGUCCCAUUGCUCUCCCAAACCAAGCACAAGAGCGUAUUGGAGAGCAACAAGGAGGCCCGUGAGGCUUUGACCCACAGAAUCCAAUUCGGUGGUGAUGAGGUUGUCCAGGCUAAGAACGGUGCUGGUUCCGCCACUUUGUCUAUGGCCCAAGCCGGUGCCCGUUUCGCUGGUUCCGUCUUGAAGGGUUUCGACGGUGAGAAGGAUGUCAUCGAGCCAACUUUCAUCGAGAACCCAGUCUUUGCCUCUGAGGGUAUCGACUUCUUCGCUACCAACGUCACCUUGGGUCCAAACGGUGUCGAGCACAUCCACGCUCUUGGUGAGCUUGCUGACUACGAGGAUGAGAUGAUUGCUGUUGCCAAGGAGACCUUGAAGAAGAACAUCGCCAAGGGUGCCAACUUCGUUGCUCAAUCCAAGUAA
Messenger RNA from Williopsis jadinii, 1071 nucleotides. It is a transcript of the gene MDH1, whose product is annotated as malate dehydrogenase MDH1. The coding region runs from base 55 to 1071 and encodes 338 amino acids. Gene Ontology annotation, cellular component: mitochondrion; cytoplasm. Gene Ontology annotation, molecular function: L-malate dehydrogenase (NAD+) activity. Lineage: Eukaryota; Fungi; Ascomycota; Saccharomycetes; Phaffomycetales; Wickerhamomycetaceae. The record is from RefSeq and is a predicted model, not a curated record. The transcript has a single exon. Gene Ontology annotation, biological process: malate metabolic process; tricarboxylic acid cycle.